UAGUGCUGUUACCCCACCACCAGUCAGUGAACAACCCGAGAGUAGCUAGACAUGCUGAACUGCCAGUGCACGUAGGAUUCUGCAGACAUUUCUCCUGAGUUUAUGAAAGAGCAUCGAGUUAUGACGGGGAGCAUGUUUAAAACCGAACCUGUCUUUGUUUAUUGAGUCGCAGAAAGAAAUCACGAAAUCAGAAAAUCUGUUGAAGAGCAAAGAUAGUUGCGCCAGGUGUGACAGUCAGCGUGUGGGAAUGGCAGCUCCCCGGCCGAUAAAAGGCAUCCUAAAAAACAAGAACAGCGGGACAAACGUCAAAUCCCUACCAGAAGAAGAACCGGGAGAGAGUGCCGAACAAGCUCCGGUACUCUCGGAAGAUGACGCACAGAAGAAAUCCCAGAAAUGGGACGAGAUGAACAUCCUGGCCACGUACCAUCCGGCCGACAAAGACUAUGGCCUGAUGAAGAUCGAUGAACCCAGCACCCCUUACAACAGGAUGGUGGGGGAAGACGAGGAUGAAGGGGCGCUGAGUGACUCGGAGGGCCACAGCGGACUCGCAGCUGAUGACCUGGCAUCAAAGCUGGUAGCAGCAGAGGGCUCAGAGCCUCGUUUUAUGAAGGAAGAAGAGGAAGAAGACGAUGAAGAAAGCAGCGAGGAGGAGGAAGAGGAGCUUUCUCCUGAAGAACACGCCAAAAAGACGCAUUUUCAGAUGAUGAGGAAGAUGCACUACAAUGAAGGCAUGAACAUCAAGUUGGCACGGCAGCUCAUUGCCAGCGAGCUGGAAGAAGACGAGGAUGCAGACGAAGAGAUGACGGACGACACGGAGGAGGCGAGGGAGGAGACGGAGGAGAUCAGUGUUGACCCGCCACAGGAAGCUGAUUCUCUGGAUUCGUAGACGAGGUUCCCCCCAGCCCUGUGUGUCGGCUCAAGAUCCAGACAGGCGAUGCCGCUGCUCUGUUUUUAACGCUGCGCCCAACAGCAGAAGCCGCUUCAACACUCAUGUAACAAACCUCAACAGCCAAUAACCUCCCGGUCACCUGUCUGUCCACUGUUCCUUAGAACUGUGCAAUAUAACCUUCAAACUCUCUGGCUUUUAACUCCCAGAAGCAGUACAACAAGAGAAGACUGUUGCUCCCUCCCUCCCCCCAUCUCCUGUUGCCAAGAAAUUCCCCCUCCUACCUCCUCUGGACUGUCGUCGCACUGAAGAAUAUGUGAUUCUGACCUUGAAAUGAGGAUAUAAAAAAUCAAAUAAACAGCUGCUGAAAACCAGGACUCUCUCUGCAGGCCACAGAGCCACACGUCGGCCCUGGAGGAAGCCAGGGGAAACCCCACGGUUUAACUAAAGAUAUCCGAGACAUGGCACUCAUUCUCACUUCAGACGGCUCUUAUUUUUUGUUUCACUUUGUGACCCAACACAUCUUCUUUCCACCUUCAGUACAUUUUGUGAUAAAAUCUUGACACAGUGAUGACCAGGGAGGUUUGCUUUUAUCCCUUCAUCUUACCUGGUACUUCAAGUAGGCUCUUCAUAUUGGAAUAAUAGUGUUACGGUCACUUAAGAGCUAGGUAUUAGUCUCUAAUAGCACAAUCUGACCUACAUUAUCAGAAUGCAAUUUAAAAACAUCCAAAUCUGACAUCAUCCAACCAUGUGCUGUGGCUUCUCAUGUUGACACUUGCAGUCAGCUGUUUGGCUUUUCGCUUAAGAUCAACAACAACAACACAGAUUGUAAGUAUUAUAUUGGCACGACGCUGAUUUCUGCACAGAGCUUAUUUAAAUUCUGUCUUUUCGAGCAAGAACACCACACUAAACCUUAUUUAAAAUCUGGCAAUAACACAAAAACAUGUAUACCUCUCAAUGAUCAAUUUGAAGUACAGGUUUUCUUACAAGAGAAACUUGUAUUGGUAAAAGGUUUUAACAUUUUAUUAGAUUUUUCAAAAUUAGAUAAAAGAGAAGCUGAUAAUGAACUUGUCAAGCUGAGACAGGCCCCUGAUGUUUUGAUAGUCAUAGGAUAAGUGAAAUUGGCACUUUUUAUUUCUUUAAAAUAGUAGGAGGGACAGUGUUGUGUACUGUCUGUAACCAUGUGCAGCUUUAGGCACAAGGCUCUUACGUAGAUCUGACAGAAGAAACGCUCUCUGUGUGCUCUCGCUUGAAAAUGGUUUCUAGUAUCUGAUUUCUCAUCGCGCAGGUGAGAGUAAAGCUUUUGAGGAAGGUUUAAUCUUCAGGAUUGUGUUUUAAUUUAUCACCCAAGUUCAUCACACUUGUAUUUAUUGUUGUCUGAUCUACUUAAGUGUCUUGUGAGAUGCAGCUUGGGAAUGUCAAAGGAAUCUAUCGUUUGAUGCUACUGACUUUAACAAAGCAGAUGUCGGCAGUGGAGUGAACCACUAAGGCUCAUUUGAGGUGUUUCAAGCAUUUUGUAAUGUUCAGGGUUCCUACAAGUGUCGUGAAAGUCUUAAAAAAUGUUGGUUUGGACAAAAAUAUUGGAAAAUGCAAGCAAUGGUCCUAGUGCAACCGAAAUUGCAAUUUUACGUUAUUGACGGUCAUUGACGAGUUGACUAUACAGAGAUGAAUGAUUGCCUUGAGAGAAACAUAUAUAGGAACCCUGAGUACUGUGUUGGGACCUCUUCAUUUUCUUCUGGCCCUUUAAUUCCUCAGUGAUUGAAAGUGUUGAGCUGCGUGUUAUACAAAUAUGAAAGAUCAUAGACCAUACAUAUGACUUCUGCAGACUUCUCUUUGCAGUUUAUCUUGUUCUUGUAUUUAAGUUUUAGAUGGCGAUUUGGCUCCAUGACAGAGUUUAAAGCCUCUAUCUUUUGGCCAUCGCCACCAAACAACCAGCUCUCGUCUGAGCAGUGAGUGAUCACAUGAAUAUUGCAGCAAAAGAGGAAUAUGUGUGGAAAUACAGAUUUUGAUGAUACUGUUAUAUUGUGUUCUAUGAAUGGUGAACAGAUGAAAUGAUCACUCUGUAGGUGGUUAUAACAUGUCAAAUGUGCCUCUUAUGUAUUUAUGUACAUGUGUGUAAAAAUAACAGGCUAUGCUCCGAUUUACUGUUUAUUUUCGCCUCACAUUUCCAUUGUCUUGCUUUUUCUUACUGCACCACUUCUGCCCUGUUUGGUUUGUUUUCUAAGGAUGACAGACUGUUAAGCACUGUGUGUCUGUCUCAAAAAUGACUUGGAUGUCCAGUUUGCAUGUCCUUAAUCAUCAGAUUGCGUGUAUUCUGUUUUUGUUUUUGUCUCCUAUCAUUAAACAAAUGUUGUUAGGAACUAUA
Eleginops maclovinus (Patagonian blennie) is the source of this 3251-nucleotide messenger RNA. It is a transcript of the gene ppp1r2, whose product is annotated as protein phosphatase 1, regulatory (inhibitor) subunit 2. The record is from RefSeq and is a predicted model, not a curated record. Bases 248 to 886 code for a protein of 212 amino acids. NCBI's taxonomy places the organism in Eukaryota, Metazoa, Chordata, Actinopteri, Perciformes, Eleginopidae. Gene Ontology annotation, molecular function: protein phosphatase inhibitor activity. The transcript is spliced from 6 exons. Gene Ontology annotation, biological process: regulation of signal transduction.